CUUAAUUUUUUCUUUAAAUAUUAACUUUUAAUUACUAAGCUAUAAUUUAAAUAUAGAAUAUAAAAAUAAAUUUUAACUUUUAGUUAAAGUUAUUUUAGUUAUUUUUCUUUUGUGUUAAUUUUAGAAUAAGUAGAUGCUUCAUUGAUAUCGAUUAAGAGUAUGCCUUUAAUUUUGGAUGAUUCAAUUGUAGAAAAACUAAAACUAAAAAUAUUUGAUUUUAAAAAUUUUAGUUUAAUUUUUCUUAAUAUAAUUGUAUUUUUGAAUAUUUUAUUCGAAUAUUGGUUUGGUCAAAACACCAGUCCGAACCUGCACUGCACGUAUACCUUAUUUUGCAAGAGCAUGACGCGUGUCUUCAAAUUUGUUGUUUGGGCUCUAAUAAUGUCUUUCGAAGAGGCCCAAAGGUAUCAUCAUCCGGAUUGGUCUCUCACCUCAUCAUUGCAUCGAUGGGACACUGUCGCGCAAGCAGUCAAAUGUGACACGUGGACUGUUAUAAGCUGACGUGUCGAAUGUACUUUCAUCAGGUGGAGGAUAAGUAAAACGUUACGGAACCGUUUCGUCACUUUCCGUUAUCUUAUUUAAACUAAAGAGGGGAACAAAGAGAUGCAAUAAGAUAAUCGAAGUCAAGCGAUAAAAAUAAAAAAAACCAAUAACAAAGAUCGAACAACUCUACAAGAGAUGACUGCAUCAAAGGAUGGCGCUAGUAGUUUCACUAACAUUUCUGUAGAGGAGCACUUUAGCGUCUCUCAAUCUACUUCCGGUGGACAGUUUGUAGGCCCCACAGAAGAAAUUUCAACGGCGGCUGAUGCACUUAUAGGGAGGUCGGCGACAUUGACGGAGGCUCUCAAAGCAGCGGCCAUUAACGUAGGCCAUAAGCCAGUGGAAACAACUGACUUAGCUGCCAUAAAAGAGUUGGAAGCUAGAGCUACCGGAGGCAAAAUAGAAAGAGGCGAUAGUGUAACCUCCAUGGCAAAUGAGGCGGUUGCUCGAAACAAAAAAAUAGGUAAAGAAGAUGACAAGAAGAUUCGUCUCCGCGACAUUGUCGCCGAGAUUGAUGUGAGGGUAACGAGAGACAGGUCAGUGACGAGUGAAGACGCGGAAGCAGUGGUUCAGGCUGAGCUCAAUCAUUCUCCCUAUAACCAUGUUAUUCCUGGAGGCGUCGCUGAGUCUGUGGCUGCAGCUUAUAAAUUAAAUCGUAGUCCCUCUAUGUGAUAUUAAUUACUUUGCGAUGUAUAUAAAAACAUAUGACAUAUUACGGUCUUAUGACGUUUGUUGGCCUCUCUUUAGUUGCACAAAAUGAAUUAUAUAUUAUAAGAACGAGCGUAUAGAUUUCAAAAGUAUAGAAAUAAAUAAAUAAAAAUAUCUGGGACAAUAGAAUUCAAGCAUAUAUACAAUUCAAAAUCUGCCAGAGUAGAGAUAUUUGCAAUUCUGAAUCUGAGAGAUGUAAGUGCAUUUCAUUUACUAUGAAAUGGUUAUACCUUAUAUGAUGACUGAUGGGAGUAGGCUUGCCGUUUUUAACCGAACCGAACUUGUGGAACCAAACCGAAAUUUUGGUGAAUUCGGUAAUGGUAAUGGGUAAUGGGUAAUGGUAAUGAGUUCGGUUUAGUUCGGCAACUUUAUUAAAAAAAUCGAUUUUUGGUUCGGUAAUCGGUUAGUCCAGUUUUUAACAUUUUUUGUUAACCAAAUUUCAAACAAAACAAAUCUAAAUUAUGAACCAAAUUAACCGAACAAACCAAACAAACUGAAAUUAUCUGAAUUUGACAAAAUUUAACCAAAUUGUUAACCGAAAUAUCAUCGAAACCAAAAAUUUCAAUUAGUUUCGGUAAAAAAUAUUUAAAACCGAACUAUCCGAAAUAUUUUUAUAGAAUCAGUUCAGCGAGAUUUUGAUCAAACCGAACUGUUCAAAUUCCAAAUUACCUGAACUCACAUGCCUAGAUGAAAGUACCAUUAUUGUCU
This is a messenger RNA of Brassica napus (rape), 1953 nucleotides long. Its product is annotated as late embryogenesis abundant protein 49-like. Bases 676 to 1209 code for a protein of 177 amino acids. The record is from RefSeq and is a predicted model, not a curated record. The transcript is spliced from 2 exons. Lineage: Eukaryota; Viridiplantae; Streptophyta; Magnoliopsida; Brassicales; Brassicaceae.